This is a messenger RNA of Manacus vitellinus (golden-collared manakin), 1110 nucleotides long. It is a transcript of the gene CCR7, whose product is annotated as C-C motif chemokine receptor 7. Gene Ontology annotation, molecular function: C-C motif chemokine 19 receptor activity; chemokine (C-C motif) ligand 19 binding; chemokine (C-C motif) ligand 21 binding. Gene Ontology annotation, cellular component: membrane. Bases 169 to 1110 code for a protein of 313 amino acids. The record is from RefSeq and is a predicted model, not a curated record. Gene Ontology annotation, biological process: inflammatory response; G protein-coupled receptor signaling pathway; immune response. The transcript has 2 exons. Lineage: Eukaryota; Metazoa; Chordata; Aves; Passeriformes; Pipridae.
AAGCUAAAGGUCACCCUUGUUUUCAGCCUGCCGCUCGUUUUUCAGUUCUGUGCCGGGGACAACGUCACCGAUGACUACGACUCCAACAGCACCAUCGACUACAACCUGUUUGAGACCCUGUGUGAGAAGAAGGAGGUGCGCUCGUUCCGCGCCGCCUUCCUGCCGGCCAUGUACAGCCUCAUCUGCUUCACGGGGCUGCUGGGCAACGGGCUGGUGAUGCUCACCUACAUCUACUUCAAGAGGCUGAAGACCAUGACGGACAUCUACCUGCUGAACCUGGCUCUGGCAGACAUCCUCUUCCUGCUGACCCUGCCCUUCUGGGCCGCCAGCGCGGCCACGCACUGGCUCUUCGGGAAGUUUGCCUGCAAGGCCGUUUACUGCAUCUGCAAAAUGAGUUUCUUCAGCGGGAUGCUGCUCCUGCUGUCCAUCAGCAUCGACAGGUACUUCGCCAUCGUCCAGGCGGCCUCGGCCCACCGCCUGCGGCCCCGCAUGAUAUUCAUCAGCAAGGUGACCUGCGUCAUCAUCUGGCUCCUGGCCUUCAUCCUCUCCAUCCCCGAGCUGGUUCACAGCGGCGUGAACAACCUGGAGACCCACCCUCGUUGUUCCAUCAUCGCUCAUGACCUGCAGACCUUCAACACCGGCAUCAAAGUGUCGCAAAUGGUGUUCGGCUUCUUAAUUCCCCUGCUGGUCAUGUCUUUCUGCUACCUCGUCAUCAUCAGAACGUUACUCCAGGCCCGCAACUUUGAGAAGAACAAAGCCAUCAAGGUCAUCAUCGCCGUGGUCAUUGUCUUCGUCGUCUUCCAGCUGCCCUACAAUGGUGUCAUGCUGGCCAAGACCAUCUCGGCCUUCAACCAGACCAGCUCGUGUGAGGAGAGCAAGAAGCUGGACGUGGCGGACGACGUGACCUACACCCUGGCGUGCUUCCGAUGCUGCCUCAACCCCUUCCUCUACGCCUUCAUCGGCGUCAAAUUCCGCACCGACCUCUUCAAGCUGCUGAAGGAGCUGGGCUGCCUGAGCCAGGAGCGCCUCUGGCAGCUCACCAGCUGCCGCGAGAGCAAGAGGUUCUCCUUCGCCAUGGAGACAGAGACAACCACCACCUUCUCCCCGUGA